UAGUCAUGAUCAACUGGAGUUUGUGUUUAUUGUUUUUCCCUACCUUGCUCUUUGCUUGGUCUAGUGCUGGUCCAGACGAUUAUGAUGAGGAAGAACCCAUAGAAGACAUCGACCCGGACAGGAUUGUAUUUAAUAUUAGUAAAACACCAUAUGGUGUUAAAGUAAUAUGGAGAGUUGCAAAUAAUAAUGCGGACCCUCAGUGUUUUAACACAGAAGUGCAGUACAAGCGCCAAUGUGAGAAAGACUGGGAGAGAAGUCACAGGAUCAAACUUCAAAAUAAUCAAGAGGAGAAUCAUUUAAACUUGUCUACUUUAAGCACGAAGAUGAAUUAUGAUUUCAGAAUAAGAAUGAAGUAUGAGUGUUUGGAAAAGGACUGGAGCAACUGGACAAAAGUACAAAGUUGGGGAAACAAUAAAGAUGUCUGUAUGGUGAAAUCAUCUUACUACAUAUGGGUUUACAUUUUGAUAAUCAUGCUGCCACUGAUUACCUUUCUUCUCUUUUGUCUGCUGAUUCAACAAAGAAUUAGAAAACUGCUUCUUCCUGAAGUACCAGAUCCCAAACACUUAAAACAUAAAAUCAUGGACACUGAGCAGUUUCAGUGGUGGGGAAACCUUACGCAGAGGAAUGAAGAUUGCCCAACCACAGACGUUGAGAUUAUUGACAAAAGUGAAAGCGAAGAGGUUCAUCAAACUUUGGUAACACAACCCACAGACACCAUCCCCGAGCAACAUGACAGCAUGUACUACAUUUACUCCUCUGAAACGCUUGGUGAAAACACAGAUCUGCAAUACUCGAAGAGUGUGUUAGGGUACAUCGCUCUUGAGGACUACAACAAAUGAUGCUGAGACUCAUUGGUGUAACACAUUAUAAAGUUCACAAGAAGAUAUUUGAUAGUAACUGAAGACCAAGAGUCUAAAGGCCCUGUUAGCACCCUCUGUAAUGCCAAAUCUGGAUUAACAAACACCUUUUUUGCAUUGACUGCCAUUCAGAUGUAGCUAUCAAUUCUAAGUAUUUUAGAUUAUCGAUUGAUUGGUUCCUAGCAAACAAUUUUGUAUUUAAUAGACAUCUAAAUGUAGACAGCUUGACUAA
Messenger RNA from Danio rerio (zebrafish), 1089 nucleotides. Lineage: Eukaryota; Metazoa; Chordata; Actinopteri; Cypriniformes; Danionidae. The record is from RefSeq and is a predicted model, not a curated record.